Molecule: messenger RNA, 3237 nt
Organism: Epinephelus moara (kelp grouper)
Lineage: Eukaryota; Metazoa; Chordata; Actinopteri; Perciformes; Serranidae
Product: rhodopsin
Exons: 1
Coding region: 1769-2884 (371 amino acids)
Biological process (GO): G protein-coupled receptor signaling pathway
Cellular component (GO): membrane
Molecular function (GO): G protein-coupled receptor activity; peptide binding
Source: RefSeq, a predicted model, not a curated record
GGUUGUGGAAACUCACUCUGGCUGGUGUUCAUCUAUGGGUUACCAACCUUUAUAAAGCAUUACGAAAUGACUUAUUAACCACUAAUAAUGCUCUUGGUUAACACUGUAUUUUUAUUGAGGAAAGAGAAAGUGAGAAAAGUAGUAAUGCCACAGAUUUCAGACAUUGCAUCCAGACAGCUUGGUACAGUUUAGUCAGUGUUUGUUCAUUUCUAAAGAUUAAAUCGGAGAGAAAAUUACAAAUUUGUGUCACCAUCGGGGUGUAAAAUCAACUGCUGCUGCAUGGGGAAAUAAUGAGGUGCUCACUUUGUGCAGCUGUGUGAGGAUAAGUUAAUUUUCUAAAAUGAAAUGAAGGCCCAAUCUGCACGCAGGAAGUCCACUGAGUCUGUUUCCUCAAAUGUUGCAAAGAAGCAUAAAGUGAACUGGACUACAACAAAGGAAUAACAAUGCUGAAAUGAUAAAAUAGGUGGCAUUCUCCUUUAGGUGAUCCAACAGUGCAGAGACCAAGUUUGUGUGUCUUUAUUACCUGAAGUUACAUUUUGUUUGUAAUUUAAAGCAGAGGAAAUACGUUUUCAUUAAAGAUAUUUGUAUCAGCUCAAUAAAACUGCACAGAUAAAGAAGCUGUAACAUGUUAGUCCAUAAAUUAUGAGCUAUAAAUUUGAAACACACAGGAUAAAAAUAUUGAACACACACUGAUACCUAUUUUAAUACUUGGUGGUGAAUCUUUUGUUGGCAAUGCCAGCUUCAAGAUGCUUCCUACCUUCCAAAACUAUUGAUUUUUGUCUUAUCUAACCACAAUACAUCCUCCCAAUAACCUACAAGCUUCUCCAAAUGUGUAGCAAACUUCAAACAAGCUUUUCUGCAAGGAUACGACAUGCCAUGUUUAGAGGUGAAAUGGAUCUGCAUAUGUGUCACACCCCACCCUUAGGCGGCGCUAUGGGGCUAACAAAACUCCAGCACUGACCCAAAAUAAUCACAUGAACACCUUUAACACACUCAAAUCCAUGGGAUUUGCCGUCCACCAGGAUGAAAAAUACGAGACACAGGUGGAUCUUCCUGCAGGACAACAAUCUAAGGCAUACUGCAAAGAAGACAGUCAACUGGUUUCAGAUGAAGACAGUAAAGCUGUUGGAAUAGCCAUGUCAAUAUCAAGGCAUAAACCCACAGAGCAGGGGUAGGCAACCUUUAAAAUUUUAACUAUUCAAUUUUAUUUAUUACUGUUGAAGGCCUAAAGAAAUUUGGGUAAGGAACAAGAUUUACCAGCGUGCCCCCGAAAUCUUCCAGAUUUAAAUAAUGUGAGUGGAAGAACGGGCCAAAUCUCAUCUGAUCACUGUGAGAGAUUCGUUUCUUCGUACAGGAAGCAUCUCGAAGCUGGCAUUGGAAAUAUGGUUGAAGAAAAGUUUACUUAUGUCCCCCACUGUAUGAGAGGACUCAGAGCUUCAGCAUGUGGCUCUUCGGGGACUUCCACAGUCGCUCAGUGGACAUUCAGAUUCUGCUGUCUGUGCUGCUCUGUCUAUUUUUAGUCAGGGGAAGCUCCAUGGGAGAGCCUGUCAUGAAAAAGAUACACCUCCAUCUCAGUGGGACUCAUGGUGAAGGCUCCACAAGGGAAAACUAAAUGCUGAGGCGUUUAAACUCCACAGUGUGAUUGGGUCUGGCUUCUCACCCGCCUCUAUAAAUGUCCGAUGAAAAAGCAUGCCUCAUUAUAAGCUUCGCAGACCAGUCGACUGUAUAGUGAAGAUCAAGUGAAGCUGUCACCUGAUCUUACAGAACGAUGGAUGUGGAAGAGCUGAUUGAAUCCAUCAUCAGAGCACUCAUGUUUCUGGCAGGGAUCCUGGGAAACAACUGGCUGGCUAUACGCUCCCUGCCCGGGAAGAAAUCUGGCAUCCGCACCAACGAGAUCCUUUUCAUCAACCUGGCCGUCUCCAACCUCAUCACCAACUACCUGGUGGACCUGCCCGACACCAUGGCAGAUUUCGCCGGGCGUUGGUUCCUGGGGGAAACCUUCUGUGGCGUGUUUCGUUUUUGUGCUGACCUUUCUGAAACCAGCAGCAUCUACACGACCUUUUUCAUCAGCACUUUCUGGCACCAGAAGCUCGUCGGCUCCCUGAAGCGCGGAGGAGCGCCGGUGCAGCUGGACAGCCUGUGCUUGGUGGGAUGUCUACUGGCCGGGAGCUGGUCGGUGGCUUUGGUCUUCAGCAUCCCACACUUUUUCUUUGUCAAAGUGGAGAGCGGAAAUGGCAGCAAAGAAGACUGUAUAGAUGUUUUCCCUAAUGCAAUUGCAAGGCAAACCUAUGAGAUCCUUUAUUUAACCCUGGCUAAUGCAAUCCCUGUUGCAGGGAUUGUAUUUGCCAGCGUCCAGAUUGUCAUCACUCUGCUUCAAAACCAGCGACGCAUUAAGGGUCAUAACUCUGAUGCUACCAAGGAGAUGGUUAAGGAUGACAACAAGAGUGUUGAAAACAGACGUGAUGACACGUCAGACAGCGCCGUCUCUAUUCCAGGCACCUCAAAUGCUGCAUCCCUAACCCACAUUCAUUCUCCUUCCCGUCCAAAGGAAGGGCGGUCAGGUCAAAGCUCUCCCCUCAACAGGGAAACAAACACAGAAAGCAGAGCUGGAGCUCAACCAAAUCUUUCAAGGCCCAGCCAGAUGCCAGCUAAGCCUAGCUCGAGCUCAAGCACUCAGGUGAGGGCAGCCAAGAGCGUGGUGGCUGUAGCCAGCGUGUUCCUGGUCUGCUGGCUGACUCAUCUGCUUCUGCGCAUCACCAACAACAUCCACACCUCGUCGAUUUUGGUGGAGGUGGCCAGCUAUAUCGCAGCCUCCUACACCUGCAUCAUCCCCUACAUAUUCCUGCACGGAGUGAAAAAGCUUUCUUGCUCCUGCAAAGGGUAGAAAUUAUCCGAAUCUGUAAGAAUUGGCCCUCUGAUAAAUAAAAGUAUCUUACUAUUAUAACUUGAACAAGAAACUGAACUAUGAACUAUUUUCUUUUAUCAUUACAAUGCCAGCUUUUGUCUUUAGUACUACUUUUGAGCUGAAACAAUUAGUUGAUCUAUAGAUAUAGCAACUAUUUAGUUCAAGUCAUUCUCAAGCUCAAGUACCAAAUAUUUAAAACUUUUUCAGGUGUGCUUAUCAACCCAUAGCAAUUUAAUCCUCCCCCCUGCUGCUAAUUAUUUGUAAAACUGAACACACUACUGUACCUGAGAAGGCAGUUUUAAAGGUUUUGAAUAGUGUUUUCAAAACAUCAU